This is a messenger RNA of Populus nigra (black poplar), 1714 nucleotides long. Its product is annotated as 7-deoxyloganetin glucosyltransferase-like. The transcript is spliced from 2 exons. The record is from RefSeq and is a predicted model, not a curated record. Gene Ontology annotation, molecular function: UDP-glycosyltransferase activity. The coding region runs from base 134 to 1576 and encodes 480 amino acids. Lineage: Eukaryota; Viridiplantae; Streptophyta; Magnoliopsida; Malpighiales; Salicaceae.
UUUAUAUACAGAGUCUUGUUGAUAAGAAAAUGUAUCCAUAUUGAAGUGUGAGCUUCACUUUGACAGACGAUAUAUAGUGGCAAAACAAUUACUCUAAAGAAAGAGUUAGAGAAAGAAGGAAAGAGCUAGAGACAUGUUUCGCAAAAUCUUAGCUGACAAGCCUCAUGUAAUCUGUAUUCCCUGUCCAGCUCAAAGCCAUGUAAAGGCAAUGCUUAAACUAGCAAAACUACUGCAUUACCGAGGUUUUCGCAUAACCUUCGUGAACACAGAGUUCAACCAUAGACGCUUGCUUAAAUCUAGAGGUCCUUAUUCCCUGAAUGGCUUGCCCGACUUUCGGUUCGAAUCCAUCCCAGAUGGCCUCCCUCCUUCAGAUGAGAAUGCUACCCAAGAUGCACAAGCAAUUUUGGAGGCUUGCAAGAAGAACUUGCUAGCUCCAUUUAAUGAAUUGCUUGCCAAGCUCAAUGAUACAGCAUCUUCUGAUGGUCCUCAAGUGACUUGCAUUGUAUCUGAUGGAUUUGUGCCAGCUGCCAUCACUGCUGCUCAGAGGCAUGGAAUUCCUGUUGCCUUGUUCUUUUCUAUCUCUGCUUGCAGUUUCAUGGGGCUUAAGCAAUAUAAAGAGCUCAAAGAAAGAGGACUGUUUCCAUUAAAAGACGAGAGCUUUUUAACAAAUGGCUAUUUGGAUCAAGUACUAGACUGGAUUCCAGGAAUGAAAGAUAUACGGUUAAGGGAUCUUCCAAGUCUUGUUCGUACAACAGAUCCAGAUGAUUGCCAUUUCAACUUCUGCAUGGAAUGUGCUGAGAGAGCAUCUGAAGGUUCUGCAGUGAUUUUCCAUACUUUUGAUGCUUUGGAGAAAGAAGUCUUGAGUGCUCUUUACUCAAUGUUUCCUCGUGUCUACACGAUCGGUCCACUUCAAUUACUUCUCAAUCAAAUGAAAGAAGAUGAUCUAGAUUCUAUUGGAUAUAAUCUAUGGAAAGAAGAGGAUGAGUGUCUCCAAUGGCUUGAUUCCAAGAAACCAAACUCCGUACUUUAUGUGAAUUUUGGUAGCGUAGCAGUCGCCACAAAGCAGCAGCUGAUUGAAUUGGGAAUGGGACUCGCUAAAAGUGGUCACCCAUUUUUAUGGAUAAUAAGGCCUGACAUGGUCACAGGCGACUCCGCCAUAUUGCCACAGGAAUUUACUGACGAGACUAAAGACAGAGGAUUUAUUUCUAGCUGGUGUCCACAAGAGGAAGUUCUCAACCACCCAUCAAUAGGAGGUUUCCUAACACAUAGUGGAUGGAAUUCAACAGCUGAGAGCAUUUCUUCUGGGGUGCCCAUGCUUUGUUGGCCAUUCUUUGCUGAUCAACAAACAAACUGUAGGUACACUUGCAAUGAGUGGGGCAUUGGAAUGGAGAUUGAUAGCAAUGCGGAAAGAGAUAAAGUGGAGAAGCUUGUGCGAGAGUUGAUGGAAGGAGAGAAAGGCAGGGAGGUAAAGAAAAAAGUCAUGCAGUGGAGAAAGUUAGCAGAGGAAGCCGCGGGUCCAAGUGGCUCAUCAUCCAUGAAUUUAGACGAGUUGGUGAAGGCAGUGCUUUUGCCAUGAAAAAAUAUAAAUUCUAGAAAUCUGGAAUUAUUAUUUGCUUGGAGAGAAGUUGUUUCUUCUGUUGUCUUUGUCUUGUUUUGGGGUCCCAUGACAUGUUCUGAUGUUUUUUCAAUAAGCAUAUCUGCUAUGUUUUUUAUU